CUGACGCAACUAUUUCUUUCUUAUAAUAUUGCAGGCGACGCCGUGAGUGUUAGUCACCGUUUCUACAGACAGCAUGACAGACACCUGGAUACGUCGAAGUGCAAGAUCUUUCAACACAACACCGGAGUGCACAGUCAAUCUUUACAAAUCAGUGUGCCAAGGAAAUGUUGGGAAAUGCAAGAAAUGGCUCAGAAAGGGAGCAGAUCCGCGUCAGAUUUGCACAAGAGAAAUGCUGAAAAACCCCGAUAUUGUUCUAGUUGCAAUGAAUUCCCUACAAGCAGCUGUCUGGAAUAGACAAGCUGAAGCUCUCAAAGAGAUGAUCACGUGGUUGCAGAACCUUUCAAUGGAGACGGACGUGAAAUUAGACUUGAACGCCUCUGACAUGAACACAGGGAAAUACACUCUCCUGGAAUUGGCAGUUCUGGUGAACAACGUGGACGUAGUACGAGUUUUAGUCGAAGCUGGAAUGAAUCCAUCUGAAGUCUUACCAUUUGCAAGAUGCAAGAGAUCAGUCGACAUUAUUGCGUUGCUGGAAGGCAGAGCAGAGUCAAGUCAUCAUGCAUGAGGAAGCUUUGCAACAAACGGGUUAAAUAAUUAAUUAAUGAACAAUCUAUUGGCGCUUGACUUCAGACGUCUGGACUCAUUGGCAGACAAUAAUUAAUUUAGUGUAUAUGUUUGUUGAAUUUGAUUAUCAAUUGCAAAUGCUUUGAAAAUUUAUACAUGGAUAUUAAGCUUUUGUAAUUAGGGAAAUCUUGUCCUUUUGAUAAUUAUUUAUAA
This is a messenger RNA of Corticium candelabrum, 777 nucleotides long. RefSeq lists its product as uncharacterized. The transcript has 3 exons. The coding region runs from base 74 to 565 and encodes 163 amino acids. The record is from RefSeq and is a predicted model, not a curated record. Lineage: Eukaryota; Metazoa; Porifera; Homoscleromorpha; Homosclerophorida; Plakinidae.